Cetraspora pellucida is the source of this 373-nucleotide messenger RNA. NCBI's taxonomy places the organism in Eukaryota, Fungi, Glomeromycota, Glomeromycetes, Diversisporales, Gigasporaceae. The record is from the annotation of a GenBank genome assembly.
AUGUACGAUAAAGAUUCUAUUGACGUUUUAUCUUCUCAAGAUAAUAUUAUAAUUCUGAAAAAUCCACCAAAAUACAUUGUUGUUGAAUUAAUUGGAAAAACAUCUGGUUCUUACAAAACACUUCUACCUAAUUAUGUACUUAUUUAUUCACUUAAACGUUCCUGUGUACACAUAAUCUGGAAUCAUGAUGGGUGUACCCUUGAGAAAAUAGUUAUUGAUCUAUCAGGAAAGCAUGCGAAUAAUAAUACAUACGUAAUGCUUUCCAGGGCACAAAGGUUGGAUGAUUUAUUAAUUUUAAAACCAUUCGAUGAAUCCAUACUGAAUAUGCAAUUAUUUCCUGCACUUCAUGCUGAACUUGCACAUAUCGAAGAAU